UAAACCCUAUUUUUUUUAUCUAUGACGCCUCAUUUUCCCGCCAAAAUUCCAUCUCCAUAAUCGAACUUCAUCGGAAUUUUGUAAAAAACCAAUCCGAUUGAAUGAUAAGUAUUUGAUUACUGAGAAGACGAAGAAGAAGACGGCGACGGCGACGAAGAGUUUGGCGUGAAAUUUCGAAUAUGACCGCCAAGGUCACUUCCAGAGAUGUUCAAGAGAUUGUUUCCAAACUCUCCUCCGAUAAAGCUAAAGCCAGAGAAGAUGGGAUAAAGCUGUUGAAUACUUGGCUUGAAGGCGAAAGAUCGAUUGUAUUUUGUAAAUACAUCUCGGAAAAAUCUGCAUUGCUUAAACCUGAUGAACUUCCUCACUCGGAGACGUGGCCUUUUAUUAUAUCGUUGCUUGCACAAUGUGUGACGCUGGAGAUACAAUCAAGCAAAAAGCGUUUGCCGAAAUUAGGUUUUGCGAAGACUCUUAGGAUUGUAGUUCAACGUGCUGAGGAUCGUAAAUUUUCCGGCAAGAAUUUGCUUCUUGUUCCUGUUGUGAAAUUGCUUUUUAAUCACAUCUGGGAUGUCUUAAGAGAUGUCCCCAGCUUUCAAUCUGAGUAUGGGGUCAUUCUCCGGCACCUGUUGCAAGUACAACAUUAUCGAUUACAUAUCAGAAAGCGUGUAUACUCUGGUCUUGUGCUUUUGUAUAUGGAAAAAGUGGAAACAAGCUUGGAUGUGAAAACUAGUAGCUACUCGAAUCCUAAAGAGGAGGUCUUUCGUUGCAUUUUAACUCUUCACUCUCUUCUUGAAAAUCCUCCUGGGGAUUUUCCUGCUGAUCUUCGAGGGGACAUUGUCAAGAGCUUCAUUGGAAUUUUCUGUCAUAUCAGGGAGGAGGGGAAAAUUUCACGCAAGCUAAUUGAAUGCCUCAACACAUAUUUGUUAAAGGAUGGUCCAAAUUUGGAUUCCCAAAACCUUGAAAUCCAUGAUUCUGUUCAGCAAUUUGUGUUCCGCUGCUGGUUAACUACACAUGAUCGAAGCUUAAAGGAUGCACUUGUUCUUUAUGCAAGGUUGCAACUGAAUUUGACCAGGGUUACUGGUGAUGGGAAUGCUUUGUUAGAACAACUCGAGGAGGUGCUAAGCAAGGAACUGGAUCAAAUGACUACUUCCAGCAGUAAUUUACCCUGGAAUGAUAUAACAAGAGAUGAAAAAUGUGGUAUCUUAACAUGUUCACAGCAAAGGUUCUUGGAGCUUGCAGCUGUUGUUUUUUGGCGGGCAUGCGCUAACACAUCGAAACCAGCAUCAGCUGAAAAACGAGCAAGGAGAGAGCACAUGGUGGUACAAGUGAAAGACGGGCUGAUGAAUGGAAAGUGGUCAUGGCAUGCUGCUUUCUGUUUUCUUAUUCGUAAUUACUCUAGUCGCAUCAGAAAGGAUCUUAUCAUCUAUUGGUUUGAAAGCAUAUGUGCAAGCUUUGACAGAAUCAUAAAUGAUGCAAAUGUGGAGCAUACUUAUGAUGGCCUGCUGUGGACUUUGCGGAGUCUGCAGAGACUUUCUUCUUUGCUGCUUUUUCCUAGUUCAAGAGGGGACCUUUCACCAAAGUCAUCUUUUUUCAUGAACGAGUUUGGCAAAUUUUGGCAUACAAUAUGGAGCUGUACUGUUCGUGGUUUGCCAAUAUUCAGUAAUAUCACUUCAGUUGCGGAAGCCGCUUUAGUGCUCCUUCGCAACAUGAUAUUGAGCGAUAAGCUCAUUACAUUUUCUGUUCCUCGAGAUAUAUGGGAUCUCCGGUUAUUCACUCAUUUACCAUCAGCAUCUGUUUUGUGCUUUGUGUCUUGCUACUUCUCUAGUAGAGCCUCUCAAGGUGAUCUCCAUGAGGCUUUGCAUGUCAGACAGAAUCUCUUAAAAGCUGUUUUAGCUCUUCUGAACUGGAAGGAGUCCUCUAUGUUAAAUGACCAAUUGGUGGUGAUGUUGCCGCCAGCUGUUUAUGCUCUUUGUGCUGGUUGUGCUCCUUUGUCACACUCUGUUCCUGAAGCUGGAAUGAACUGGGUUAUGGCAGAAGAACAGGAGCAAGAAAAUGUGCAUGAGUUUUGUGAACUCUCUGUGGAAGUCCUUGCAAGCAUUAGUCAUGAAUCCACUCCUCAGGAUUUUCUACCUGAAUGCUGCCAAAAUGUGCGUCUUCCAAUGAAGUUAAGAGAUUUGCUAUGUCAUGAAGUGGAAACUCGUACUCUUGAAGCUCUAAAGGAGAUAGAGAUUAAGAAGAUGCUCCUUUCUGAUAUCUUCUUGACAUGCGCUCUCUUAUCUAAUUUGAUUUACUGCUCAUGUUCAAUGAGGCAUAGAGAUGAGAAGUCCUAUUUCUUAACCAAGCUGGGAGAGUACAUGAUAGGGUUGUUGGAUCAGUCUGCUUCAAUCUUAGAAAGAACUCAUAACGAUAUCAUAUGUGGUUGUGCAGGCUCCAGUCCUGUUUUUAAUAGCAUGGAUUCUAUUGUUGCUUCGUUUAACAGUUUUGUUUCCUCUCCUUUUUUUAGCAAAUGGAGAGAUAAGAAUGAUAUCGACGUUGUAAUCUAUACUGGGAUUGUAGAAUCUAUUGAGAGACUUCUGAAGGGUUUAGCUAACCUAUAUGAUGCGUGUUCUGACAAUGGAAAAGAUGUUUGUUCAGGAGUAGAUCUUCCUGAUGAUUUUGAUAAUAAGAUGUUACAGAAUGAUCCAGCCGAUAAUAGUAAAAGCAUCAUUGUGGAUAUGGAGUUGGACGUCAACAGUGAUUCUAAAGACAUGGAUAUUUUAAAUUUGGAUGGGAAAGUUACUCAUGGGUUUGCUUUUUCAUCUGAAAAUCUGAAGAUGGAUGUUUUGUCUUUCAUUUCCAGUUUUUUCUCAGUUUUGCCUUCUCUAACAUGGGAUACCUUGUUUGACCUUAUUGAAAAGGACGGCAACCAAAGGGUGCUGGAAAAUCUUGUUUCCUGUUUAUGCCAGCAUCCUCACUGGUCUUCCCAUAGAAGAGUUUCUGAAUUGAUUAUGUCUCUGAAUAAUGUUGUAGAUAUGCAAGCAAACCUCAAACUCCAGUGCAUUCGUACCCUUGAUGCCAUCUGCAGUUUGGUGCGCAACAUCUUGUUGGCAAGAACUGCAAAGGAUAAAAAUGUCUCUUCAUUAUGGGAUAGAAUAUCUGAAGAGGAAUUGAUUUCUCUUGGAGAUUUGAUUAACAAAGUUGAUGAGAAGAAUCUAGUUGAUUGGUGCGGGCGUACUAAGCUUAUUGGUUGCAUAUGUGAUUUUGUGUUGCUUAAACCUGAAAUUGGUCAGUCCAUGAUUGAGAAGUUGCUUGGUAUGCUUCGAGAUUCUGAUUACCGAGUUCGGUUCUGCCUGGCACAACGAAUUGGCAUAUUAUUCCAAACUUGGGACGGUCACAAUGAACUCUUCCAAGAUAUAUGUUCCAAUUUUGGUCCAAGGUUGGUGAUUUUCUCAAAAGAUAGAGUUGUUACAGCAAAGGAAGUUUUGGCUGCUGGUCCUCAGGCUGGAUCCCUGUUGGAAACCACGAUAAUAACCCUCAUGCAUCUUGCAGUGGAGAGUGAGAAAAUAGAGUUAGAGGCUGUUUUUAUGAUGUCUGUUGUUGCUGCAAUUGAUCCUUCUCAAAGGGAAUUGGUCACUGCUGUGCUUGAUAAUUUAUCGAGAGAAUUAAAUUAUACUAGCAGGGCAAAGUAUAUGGAGGAGCUGAUCGGGCCACUUCUUUUUUGGUGGGUUGCUUGUGGUGUAAGUUUAGUGGCACUUGUGGAGAUAAGGGACCUGUUUGUCUCGAGUGUGGAACCUUGUAAUUUCAUCCUGUACUGUUGCCAAUGGCUUCUUCCAGCUCUGCUCCUGAAUGAGGACUUCUCCAAUUUGAAUUGGGUUGCUAAGAUUGCCUGUCAGCCCCUAGCAACUUUGGUCAAGAUUCACUUUGUGCAUGUGUUUUCAGUUUGUAUGGCACUGCAUUGUAGUAAAAAGACUGGAUGGAAAAAGGGAUCAGCUGUGCUGGAAAGUUUGAUUUUGAGGAUUGCUGAGAUAUCUGAGAAUGAGAGAGACAAGCUCAUCAAAAGGCACAUGGUUUCUAUUGUCAACCAUCUUUUUUCUCUUGCUGCUGCUUCUGCAGACCCUGCACCUCCUCUCUUUUCCAGAGAUACGAUUGUGCAUGCCAUUGAAACUGUUGUUGAUGGAUUCUUGGAGAUGGAGGAUCGUUCUAGAAGUGCUGGCCUGGUUGACAAAAUUAAUAUUUUCCGACCUGAUAGAGUAUUUUCUUUUAUAGUUGAGAUGCAUUACAAAGUUACUGCAGCAGCUCAUCAAAGGCACAAAUGUCAUAGAUUAGGUGGCAUUGAGGUGCUAGUUAAUGUACUUGGCCACAGAGCUGGUGUUUCAAGUAGUUUCAUUUACCUUCUCAACCUUGUUGGCCAAUGUAUUGGUCGGGAUGCUUUGCUUAACCAAUGUUGUCGUAUUAUUUCAACGCUGCUUAAGAUUUACAAAGAUUGUCCAUCAGAUGAGACUACACGCGUGCUCGGUGAACAACUUCAGUUUUUGAUAUCUAAAUUGGUUUUGUGUUAUUCGCCAUAUGACAAUGAUGGUGAAAAUCCCGUUGCUUGUUCAUCUGAUGUUCUGCCGCUGCUCCGUGAGCUUAUUUUGCAUUCUGAUGCAUCGCUUUAUGAGUACAUCAAGGAGCUUGAGCCCUUGCCUGACUUGGAUAUGUUUUCUGACAUACGAAAGUUCCAUGAGGAAUUAUGUCUAGACUACUCAGCAAAGAAUCACUUAGUAAAUCUGGCAAAAAGGUCUCUCUACCUUCCACCAAGAGUACUUGUUUGGAGCCUUCAAGCGUUGCACAAAAGAUUCUUUGAAGAGGAAGCUUGUCAAGGGUGGAAGAGAGCAAAACUUGGUUUUUUGAAUGAAUAUUGGCACUCUGACCAAGAUAUUGUUUCUGCAAUUUGGCAUCUUGUUCGAAUGUGUAGCUUGGAUGAUACUGACAACUUUGCCACAUUGGUUUCUGAUUUUGUGUCUAGGGUUGGUAUUGAUGAUCCCCAUCGCGUUGUUCUCCAUCUCCCUGGGGAGAUUAGCCAUGCACCUCGCUUUGAAGAAGAUAAAGCUGAAAAGGGAACAGAUCGGCUUGUUCAACUGGAUACAGUUGUAUCUGACAAACUUUUGAAUUCACUUAUAAGGCUUUUGAAGAAGUAUUUGAUGGAUGACUCUGUUAAGAUAAUUGAUAUGACAUCUCAAGCUUUGCGGGGGAUACUUUCAACAGAGAAAGGUCAAAGAGCUUUGCUAUUAUUUGAUCAACAUGAGAAAUCUCUUAUUGAGGUUCACUCCAAGGGUGUCAACACGGAGCUCGUACAGAAACUGGUAUCAGAUCUGGAAGCAAAGUUCAAUGCUGAAGCAAUUUCUCUGGAGAACUCUGCUAUGUGGAAGACUCGUGACAAAACUUUUGAUAUGUGGGUUUGUCCGCUGGUUUAUGGACUGAUUGGUUACUGUGAUGAUAUUAUCAUAAGGUUAUGUCAAGAUAUAUGUUUGGUAAAAUCUGAAGUUGCAGAGCUUUUGUUCCCAAGUGUCAUGGUUAAUCUAGCAUGGAGAAAAGAUUUGGAUGUUGACCUAUGCAAGUUGAUAUCUUUCCAGGUUCGGGAAAACAUAUUCAUUGAGUCCAAUACGCUGAUGAAAUCAAUAAAAGUUAUGUUGGAUGCACUUAAUCAGCUUCGGCUGUGUCAUAUGCUGGAGAGAUCCACAUCAUUGCCUGGGUCAUGUAAGCGAGAAAACUCAAAGCACACUAAGGCUUCUAGUUAUGGAUCAAAAUCCCAUUCUACAUCAGGGAAGCCGAAGGACAAUUCGUCAUCUAGAUUGGUAACAUCAACAUUAUCGUGGGAAAAGGUUUACUGGCUUCCUAUUGAUUAUCUUGUGGUUGCAAAGUCUGCCAUUAAUUGUGGUUCUUACUUUACUGCUGUUCUCUAUGUGGAACACUGGUGUGAGCACCACUUUGAUAGCCUCACACUAGGGAGCCCAGAUUUCUCCCAUCUUGAAAUACUGCCAAGCCACAUUGAAAUACUUGUCUCAGCAGUCACGCAAAUCAAUGAGCCUGAUAGCCUCUAUGGGAUAAUUCAAUCUCACAAGUUGACCUCUCAAAUAACCAUGUUCGAACAUGAAGGAAAUUGGACUAAAGCCCUUGAGCACUAUGAUUUACUAGUACAAUCGGGACUGAAGGAGCCAAUAAGUGGCCAUCCAAAAAGUCUUUCUUCUGACGAGUCUCAACCAGUGGUUCCAGCACUGCUUUCUAAAUCAAAAGAUCAGAUUAUGCAAAAGAGACCUUUUAAAGGUUUGAUUAGAUCUUUGCAGCAAAUUGGCUGCACCCAUGUGCUGGACGUAUAUUGCCAGGGAUUAGCUUCUCUGAAAGGCCAACUUCAACACGAUUUAGAAUUCACUGAACUGCAGUAUGAAGCUGCUUGGCGUGCUGGUAAUUGGGAUUUUUCUCUACUUAAUGGUGUAGCUACUCCGGUUCUUGAUCAAAAAAUUAAAUGUGGUCAUUUUAAUGAGAAUUUGCACAGCUGUUUAAGGGCUUUAGAGGAAGGGGAAUUUGAUGAGUUUCACACAAAAUUGAGAGAUUCCAAGAAGGAGCUUCUGCUGUCCAUCUGUCAUGCAAGUAAGGAGAGCACUGAAUACAUAUACUCAGCCAUGGUUAAACUUCAGAUCUUUUAUCAUGUUGGAAUGGCUUGGGGUUUACGUUGGAGUAUGUUAUGCAAAAAAACAGUUGCUUCGUCUGUGACAUUGAGGUUGUCAUCUGAACCUAUUGACCCCUUCAUGGACCAGCUGUCAUGGCUGAAUAAAGAUUGGAGGCGAAUAUUGGAACAAGCGCAGUUGCACAUGAAUUUGCUAGAACCAUUCAUAGCAUUCAGGAGGGUCUUAUUUGAGAUCUUAAAUUGUAGAGACUUCAAAUUGCAACAUCUUCUGGAAGCAGCAUCUACACUUCGGAAAGGCAUUCAGUUUUCUCAGGCUGCUGCAUCUUUGCACGAAUUUAAGUCCCUUUGCACAGCUAUGGGGAAAGAACAUUCCAAUGUUUAUUGGCAUGGAAGGCAGCUUGAAGAAGCUAAGCUUCUGCGGGCCCAAGGUCAGCAUGAGAUGGCAAUAAACCUUGCUAAGUAUAUAGCCCAAGAUUCCCAAUUUGAUGAUUAUACCUCAGAUGUAUUUCGCUUAGUUGGGAAAUGGCUUGCCGAAACUCGUUCAAGCAAUUCUAGGACUGUAUUGGAUAAAUACCUGAAACAUGCAGUAUCACUGGCAGACAAUCUCAAGGCUACAGACAGAAAGUCUAUAGCAAAACAAUGCCAAAUGCAUUUCCAUCUUUCUCAUUAUGCUGAUGCACUCUAUCGUACUAAUGAAGAGAGACUGAACUCCAAUGAGUGGCAAGCAGCAAUGCGCUUAAGGAAAUUCAAGGCAAAGGAGCUGAAAGCUCUAAUUAAACGUCUUAAAAGUUCAUCAAAGGGAGAACAAACUGAGUAUUCAUUAAAAAUACAAGAGCUGCAGAAGCAACUUGCAAUGGAUGGGGAAGAGGAAGAAAAGUUGCAGGAAGACAGGGACAACUUCUUAACUACUGCUUUAGAAGGGUAUAAACGCUGUUUGGUCAUUGGGGAUGAAUAUGAUGUCAGAGUGGUGUUUCGACUUGUUUCCUUGUGGUUUGGUCUUUCACCCAGGCCAAUUGUUAUCAAUGGCAUGAUUAGCACAAUCAAGGAGGUUCAGUCUCACAAGUUCAUACCAUUGGCAUACCAAAUUGCUUCAAGAAUGGGUAGCACAAAAGAUCAGGGACCACAUAGUUUUCAGUUUGCUUUGGUUUCUCUUGUGAAGAAAAUGGCCAUUGAACAUCCUUAUCAUACCAUAUUCCAGCUCCUUGCUCUGGCAAAUGGUGAUCGGAUUAAAGAGAAGCAGCGUAGUAGAAAUUCAUUUGUGGCGGAUAUGGACAAAAAGGUUGCUGCAGAAAAUCUCUUGAUAGAACUGCAUUCAUAUCAUGGGGAUGUCAUCAGACAAAUGAAACAAAUGGUGGAGAUUUAUAUCAAACUUGCAGAAAUGGAAACAAAGAGAGAGGACACAAACAGAAAGGUUACACUACCUAGAGAUAUUCGUAGUGUUCGAGAACUCGAACUUGUUCCUGUCAUAACAUCUAAUUUUCCUGUUGACCGGAGUUGCCAAUAUUGUGAAGGAUCUUUUCCUCACUUCAAAGGCUUUACAGAUUCUGUCACUGUGAUGAAUGGUAUAAAUGCGCCAAAAGCGGUUGAAUGCUUGGGUUCUGAUGGUAAAAUGUAUCGACAACUUGCAAAAUCAGGCAAUGAUGACCUGCGGCAGGAUGCUGUAAUGGAACAGUUUUUCAGUUUGGUUAACACUUUCUUACAGAACCACCGGGAGACGUGGAAGAGAAGAUUGAGAAUACACACAUAUAAGGUAGUUCCUUUUACCCCAUGUGCGGGCGUUAUUGAAUGGGUGACUGGCACUGUACCUCUAGGUGAUUAUCUUACCGGAAGUUCCAGCACGAGAAAUGGAGGAGCCCAUGGACGCUAUGGACAAGGAGAUUGGACAUUCCUCAAAUGUAGGCAUCACAUGGCAACGGAAAGUGACAAGCGCAGGGCUUUCCAAGAAGUUUGUGAGAACUUCAGGCCGGUCAUGCAUUACUUCUUCCUAGAAAGAUUUCUACAUCCAGCUAAUUGGUUUGAAAAGAGGCUUGCUUAUACAAGAAGUGUGGCUACUAGUUCAAUGGUUGGUUACAUUGUUGGGCUUGGAGAUCGACAUUCCAUGAACAUACUUAUUGAUCAAGCAACUGCAGAAGUAGUUCAUAUAGAUCUUGGUGUAGCAUUUGAGCAAGGCCUGAUGCUGAAAACACCUGAGAGGGUGCCAUUCCGGUUGACUAGGGAUAUCAUAGAUGGUAUGGGCGUAACAGGUGUGGAAGGGGUUUUUAGGAGGUGCUGUGAGGAAACUCUCUCUGUCAUGCGAGCAAACAAAGAAGCAUUAUUGACUAUUGUUGAGGUUUUUAUCCAUGAUCCUCUGUAUAAGUGGGCCUUAUCCCCUUUGAAGGCUUUGCAGCGUCAAAAGGAAACUGAUUAUGAUUUGGAGACAAGCUUGGAAGGCUCAGAAGAAGAUGAAUAUGAGGGGAACAAAGAUGCUGCUAGAGCUUUGCUGCGUGUUAAACAAAAACUUGAUGGAUAUGAAGAAGGUGAAAUGAGAAGUGUGCGUGGACAGGUUCAACAACUCGUACAAGAUGCAAUUGAUCCUGAUCGUUUGAGUCAAAUGUUUCCGGGCUGGGGGGCUUGGAUGUGAUAACAACCAUCAUCCAAGAUUGAAGUCUUCUGCUUCUCUAAGCAUCAUUUUUGGUUGCACUUCAGUCUUUUUGUUCCAUUUAUUUGGUGGUGUUCACGAUGCUUGACUUCGUACAUGCAGUGAGGCUGUAAGUCGAGCAUUUUCAUUUCACCUUUCAGUGUAAAUAUGUAUAGGCACUGCAUAGAUCACCUGUGUAAUAUAAUGAGUUCAUCCUAUUUCUCUAUUAAAAAAAAAGAAAGGUUCAUCCUAUUUCUCUAUAUUCCUCAAGCUUCACUGACAAAACAGCCUUGGAUUUCUUGUGGAUGGUGACCAUGACAGAGGCAUAUAAAGAAAUACAGAUAUAUGUAAAUUCAUUUUGGGUCAUA
Messenger RNA from Coffea arabica (coffee), 9628 nucleotides. RefSeq names its product serine/threonine-protein kinase ATM. Lineage: Eukaryota; Viridiplantae; Streptophyta; Magnoliopsida; Gentianales; Rubiaceae. Gene Ontology annotation, molecular function: protein serine/threonine kinase activity; protein binding. The record is from RefSeq and is a predicted model, not a curated record. Gene Ontology annotation, biological process: DNA repair.